AUGGCAGAGCGGCGUAGGGAGGGACAGGCAGACGUCGCUGAGGCGAAGCCCUUCAUCUCGCCGCUGUUGUUCGCUGUUGUCGGCAUCGGAUCGUUCGCGACCGCAGGGGCGGUGGGCUACGUGGUGGGCAGCAGACGCAUCGCGGCCGAGUUCCGCCGAGACGGCGUGCGGAGUCUGCCGCCGUCGGAACAGCUCGCCAAGGUCGGGCCCGCGCUGCUGCUUAAGACCUUCGCGUACGGCACUGUCGCGGCCGUGGUGGGCGUCCUGGGGUGCACCAAGCUGGGCAUGGCCGCGGCGGGCGUCACCUGGGACGACGUACAGGCCUUUGGACGAGACUACCGCCACCAGGCUGCUCGGCAGCGGCUCGAACGCACCUCCGUGUCGCACAAGUUCCAUUCCGAGAUUCGAGGGAGGGGCUAG
Messenger RNA from Pedinophyceae sp. YPF-701, 420 nucleotides. The record is from the annotation of a GenBank genome assembly. NCBI's taxonomy places the organism in Eukaryota, Viridiplantae, Chlorophyta, Pedinophyceae.